CUCCUACAGUGUAUUUCUGAAGCGAUCCAAAAUGCCCGGUGAAGUAGGGUGUGGCGCCAUUGACAUAUCACCAGCGCAAGAUGGUGGAGUCCUGAAAGAAAUCAUCAAGCCUGGCGCCGGUGAUCUCACUCCAUCGAAUGGAUCCACAGUCAAUGUCCACUACACGGGAACGCUGGUCGAUGGGACUAAGUUCGACUCUAGCAGGGACAGAGGCCCUUUCAGCUUCAGUCUUGGACAAGGUUCUGUCAUUAAAGCGUGGGACAUAGGUGUGGCCACCAUGAAAAAAGGAGAAAUCUGUAAAUUAACAUGUCUCCCAGAGUACGCUUACGGAAGUAGAGAGACUGGCUCAAUACCUGCCAAUUCCACUUUAAUUUUCGAAAUUGAAAUGUUAGACUGGGAGUUAGAAGACCUGUCGAGUAAACAGGACAAAGGAAUUCUACGACAAAUACUUACACCCGGUGUAGAGAUCUCCACUCCAUCCUCUGGAAGCACUGUUGAUGUGCACGUAACGGGAGAGUACAACGGAACAGUCUUCGAUGACAGAGAUGUUUCAUUCCCUCUCGGUGAGGGCUCAGAGUUUAAUAUCCCUAAAGGAUUAGAGAAAGCGUUGCAGAAGUUCAAAGUCAAGGAAAAGUCGCGGCUUGAGAUCAAAGCGAGGUAUGGAUUUGGAUCAGAAGGAAACAAACAGCUUAAUGUCCCACCUAACGUUGAUCUAGUCUAUGUUGUUACAUUGAAUAGUUUUACAGAGUUAAAGAAGGGUUGGUCCAUGGAUGAUGCAGAGAAAAUCAAGCACGCUAAAAUGUUUAAGGAAAAAGGACUCAAGUACAUCAAUGCCCAGAAAUACAAUUUAGCUCUCAACAUGUACAAAAAUAUGAUUACAUACAUCGACUCUGGAUACGGUUUCAGUGAAGAACUAGAAAAAGAGAGGAAAUCGCUGCUUAUUGCUGCUCGUUUGAACUGCGCCCUGUGUUUGCUGAAACAGGAAAAAUACACAGAGGCUCAGGCAGCUUGUAAAGAAGUUUUGGAUGUGGAUCCCAACAACAUCAAGGCUCUCUAUCGAAGGGGACAGGCGUAUCUAGGUUUGUCGGAUGCAGAUGCGGCAAAGGAAAGUUUUGAAGCUGUCCUGAAAGUUGACAGUUCGAACAAAGCGGCCGCUAGCGCCCUUGCGCAGUGCAACAAGAAAAUUAAAGAACAAAAAGAGAAGGAGAAGCAAGUUUACUGGAACAUGUUCGCAAAGUUCGCCAAGAAAGACCAAGAGGAAAAAGAUUGGCGGUUUGGUUGGUGGGACGGAAAGAAUGUUAAUGUCGAGAAGUACGAAUCGGACCCAGAAGAUGAUGAAGAGCAAAAGAAAGAGAAGAGGAAACAGCGAGAGAUCAUUGCUAAAAAAGCUGCAGAAGUCAGAACUCGUCGUGAGAAAGAACGCCAGGAACAGCUCGAGAGGGAGAAGACAGAAAGUGAAAAGGAAAAAACAGGGAUGAACGAAAAUAACGACUGCAAGAACACACAAGGAAACAUAACAGUGGAUGACAAUAAAAUAACUGACAACGGGAACGCAGAACGAACGUUAACCGAGUAGAAGAGUGCUAACGACUGAUCUCAAAGAAGACGAGGAGCGGAAGAAACAGCCGGACGUGAUGAAAACGCUGGGCGAAUGGGGCAAGGACGAACGAGAGCGAGAGCCAACCAACUUCGAAAA
Molecule: messenger RNA, 1696 nt
Organism: Bemisia tabaci
Lineage: Eukaryota; Metazoa; Arthropoda; Insecta; Hemiptera; Aleyrodidae
Product: FK506-binding protein 59
Molecular function (GO): protein binding; peptidyl-prolyl cis-trans isomerase activity
Source: RefSeq, a predicted model, not a curated record